AUGUCCGCCGAGAGCCCGGGCCCCAAACAGUCCGGCUUCAAGGCCUUCUUCUCCAAUGCCCUCCGUCCCAAAAAAUCCCGCCAAACCCUCCGCAAAGGCAGCUCUCGUUCCAUGACAGACCUACGCCUAACAAAAUCAACCACAUCCACACGCCCCAGCGCCGACGGAGCACCCCCAAUGCCCGACCUCGCACCCCUUCAAGCCCAUCGCCUCAAAUACCAACAAGCCCACGCAAACCAAGACAGCCAGCUCGGCGAGCGCAGCGAUUACACCACAAUCAUCCACUCAAUCGGCGUCCUGGAAGAAGACAACACCUUCCGAGCAAACGAAAUCUACAGCGAAUACCGCAAACCCGGCGAAAACGACAUCGCCAAGCUGCCCGCGCCCGUCUGGGCCCGCGUCACCGACUUCCUCAACCCAGCCGACGCAGCCUCGCUAUCCAUCUCCACAAAAACCCUCCACACUCGCCUCGGACCAGCCUACUUCGCCCCGCUAACAGAGCCCCAAAACCUCGACCACAAGAUGCAAUUCCUCAUCGGCCUCGACCAGGCCCUCCCGCACCACCUCCUCUGCUUCCCCUGCGGCAAAUACCACCGCCGCACAGCAGAAGGCUCCGAACGCCUCAAACCCGCCCACAUCGUCAACCCGCUCUUCGACUGCCCCGAGUCCACCAACUCGCUGAACCCGCCGCCCCGCCACCGCAUCACACACGGCCGUAGCAUGCCCUUCUCCUUCGUGCAGCUGACCAUGCGCGCCCACCGCUUCGGCCCGCACUACGGCAUCACCCCGGACACCAUGGCGCGCCGCUGGUCCCGCGACGGCUGGUCGCAUAGCUCGCGCUACCUCAUCCACGAGGGCCGGCUCCUGAUGCGCGUCACCAGCCAGACCUUCGCGGCGCCCGACCUGCCGCCGUCGCUGGUGCGCAUCCUACUACACUCGCGCGAGGACUACUGGCCGUAUUUCAGCGCGUGCGCGCACUGGCGUGACGGCGAGCUGAUGCCCGCUUGCCGGUGUGCGCUCGAACAUAUUCCUAAGCCGCGCCAGACGGGCGGCUUGCAGGGUGUUGAGCAUAAGGUUAAGGAUCGGUGGACGGGGUAUCGGUUUGAUCCGAAUGCGCUGACGACGCUUUGCGGGGUUUGUAGGCCUAUGCGGCGGUGUCCGGAGUGUCCGUCUGAGUAUUUGAUCGAGGUGAAGAGGGCAGAGGAUCGGAGUGAUCCGCUGCGCAUGGUGUUUCGGCAGGCGAUUGUUGUUACGAGGUGGACGGAUCUGGGGGAUGGGACUAGUCCGAAGGGUUGUCAGUGGGGUUCUAUUAAUGGGGUUAGGGAUGAUUAUGAUGCGUUUCAGCAUCCGGAUUAUGCGAAGAGAGGGCUGGCGAGUAUUUUUGAGGCGGCUUUUACGGCGGAUACGUUGCCUGGUCAGAGGAUUCUUUCGUUGAAUCCGAAGAAGAAGAAGUUGGGAGAGAAGGGACAUGAUUGGUAUUAA
Molecule: messenger RNA, 1482 nt
Organism: Penicillium verhagenii
Lineage: Eukaryota; Fungi; Ascomycota; Eurotiomycetes; Eurotiales; Aspergillaceae
Exons: 1
Coding region: 1-1482 (493 amino acids)
Source: RefSeq, a predicted model, not a curated record